Molecule: messenger RNA, 2003 nt
Organism: Annulohypoxylon maeteangense
Lineage: Eukaryota; Fungi; Ascomycota; Sordariomycetes; Xylariales; Hypoxylaceae
Product: PAF acetylhydrolase
Exons: 1
Coding region: 281-1843 (520 amino acids)
Molecular function (GO): 1-alkyl-2-acetylglycerophosphocholine esterase activity
Source: RefSeq, a predicted model, not a curated record
AUUUUUUUUUCAUGUACACGCUUAAAUUCAGUAAUUCUGGAAUGAUACAUCUAGGACUUAAAGAACUUAGCUAUGCUAGUCAGAUCGCCCAAACGAGGAUAAUCGACCACAGCCACAUGCGUAACCUGUGGGUCUCAUACCGAGUAUUGCAUCAUAGCCAUUCUCUAGCCUUGGAUGAGCAGAUUGGUUGAAUCGGUAGUAUGUUAGUAUUUAUCACUUCCUCCAUUUUGAAGUAAUCUACAAGAAAGAAAUACACAUAUCGUUAGGUUCGAAGAUCACGAUGAAACAGAUUCCGGAAGUUGGGGUUUUAGGCAAGUCGCCGCCAACUAAGCCGAGAGCUCCGUCUGCUCGGCGACGGAGGUUAUCGUGGCGGUACGCCGUCUGCUCUUUGAUCGCAGGCUACGUCGUGUAUUGUUAUACGUUUUCGUUACCCCUUUUCGCUCAUCUACUUCCCGAAUACAGCGGUCCAUAUUCAGUUGGGGCGGUCGAUAUCGAGGUCCCCGUUGCGUCUCCGCGUGUCGUUGAUACGGCGCGGCUUAAGGGGACGAAAGAAAAUGCAUUUGAGUUAGAGACGGUAUUAUUCACGAUUUAUUAUCCCGCAGCACAGAACGCUGUUAGCCAAAAGCCGAAACAUUAUUGGAUUGAGAAGCCUCUCUCUGCGACAACUGAGGGAUACGCCAAAUUCUCACAUAUCAGUAAUUUCAUCGUGAACAAGUUCCUGGCCGGAGCAGUAGGUGCUCUCGUGGGGAGUAUACGGAUCCCUGCGCAAGUCGAUGUGCCGCUGGCCGACUUGGUAACUGCUGUUACGGAAAUUCCGGAGACUCGAGAUGACAUUCAGGAAGUCAAGAAAGUGAUACAAAUCGCGGACGGUGGUCAUCCGGUUAUCGUAUUUUCGCAUGGCAUGUCGAGUAGUCGUACUAGCUACACCCACUACGCCGGCGAGCUCGCGUCGCGUGGCUACGUCGUCGUCGCGCUCGAACAUCGAGACGGCUCUUGUCCCGGAUCCAUCAUCAUGAAAAACGGCGAUCCGGACAAAACCAAACUCCUCUUCGUCGUUUCCGAAGUGAAGUCCGCUUCAGGGAAGGACCUCACUAUACCCGAGUUCAAACGAGCACAGCUCGAUUUUAGGGAGGCCGAGAUCGAAGAAGCCGUCCGAGUCCUGAAACUCAUAAACGAGGGCCAAGGCGACGAAAUCUUCAAGAAGAAUCCUAGAGGAGAAGGGGCGGACCUCAAAAAUUGGAAAGGUCGCCUCAACACAGACGACAUGGUCGUCGCGGGGCAUAGUUAUGGCGCAACGGGUGCCAUGCAAGCGCUACACGGCGGGCCGAGCGCCAAGCGGCCGUUCAAAGGUGCCGUCAUCCUCGAUCCAGGGAAGCACAGCGGUCGCCUUAACGAUGACAUCCGGGUCCCUCUCCUAGUCGUCCAUAGCAAUUCGUGGAGUAGUAGCGUGAGUCUGUUUUACGGCCGCCCGCACUUCGACUCCGUCAGGGAUAUCGUCGAGAAUAACGCGCUAAGGGGCAUGCCGAGCUGGUUCGCGACGUCGUUGGGGACUUCGCAUCCCAGCGUCACAGACGCGCCGCUAUUAGAGCCGUUGCUAUUGAGUUGGACUACCGGGGCGAGGAUCGAUGUGUAUGAGGGCUUGAGGCAGUACGUGCAUGUUUCCGAGGACUUUCUCUGGUUUUUGACAACGGGGGAGAAGAGGGGGUUGCUGAGGGAGAAGGCGGAGUUUCCGCAAUAUGAUGAGGGUAGAGGAUUUGGCGUGUGGAAGCCGGGACAGGGACGCGGGGACACGGAAACGGAGGGCUGGAGGAGGUAUUGGCAGGUUCAUGUCUCGCCGAAUUAGAUGUUUUGGCUGCUUUGGCGUUGGGGAUUUGCGGGUCGGCUGAAUUAGGUACGACAUCUAUUGUGUUACGUAGGGCUGUGGGAUGUGUUCAGGGGCUUGGGGAUCUAAUCUAGGUAGUUACCUAGGUAACUAGAUAGAUAUAGAAAUCAGACUUAUAUUA